Messenger RNA from Pezoporus occidentalis (night parrot), 2141 nucleotides. It is a transcript of the gene BSX, whose product is annotated as brain specific homeobox. Gene Ontology annotation, biological process: regulation of DNA-templated transcription. Gene Ontology annotation, molecular function: DNA-binding transcription factor activity, RNA polymerase II-specific; DNA binding. The coding region runs from base 377 to 1084 and encodes 235 amino acids. Lineage: Eukaryota; Metazoa; Chordata; Aves; Psittaciformes; Psittacidae. The transcript has 6 exons. The record is from RefSeq and is a predicted model, not a curated record.
GAUUCUCUGCUGUGGGCUGGUAAUGCUGCUGUCCUGGGUGCAAGAACAGAGGCAAAGACACAAAUGCAGCUACACGUGAUGGAGAAUGCCAGUCCAUAGGCUACCUUUCGUGGCAGCGAAAGCCAAGGGGUGGCAGAGUUAUGAGCCUUGGAAGACCUGGAUGGAUCUUCUGGUGCUGCCAUCAACCCUGGUUAGGAGCCAGGCUCCCAUUUUGAUCAUAUUGAGGCUGUCUGGUUUUAAUUUAACCCUUCCUUUUUGAGUGGAUUCGUCUUGAAAGGCAUGAAAAGGCUGGGCUCCCAAGCUACCUUACCUCUUCAAGAGCCACGGGAAGCGCGCCUCGCUCCCUUCCCUGCUGCCCAAGGGGACCACAACCGAAAUGAACCUCAACUUCACCUCGCCAGUGCACCCCGUCUCCGCGCCUAGGCCCACAUCCUUCUUCAUCGAGGACAUCCUGCUGCACAAGCCCAAGCCCUUGCGGGAGGUGGCUCCCGAGCACUUCCCCGGCUCCUUGGCCUCUCGCGUCCCCCUCUUGGACUAUGGGUACCCCCUGAUGCCAACCCCGACCCUCCUGGCGCCUCACCCGCACCCUGCUCUGCACAAGCCGGAGCAUCACCAUCACCCCUAUUUCCUCACCACCUCGGGAAUGCCGGUGCCAGCCCUCUUCCAGCCCCACGCUCACGCCGAGCUGCCCGGGAAGCAUUGCCGCCGCCGCAAAGCCCGCACCGUUUUCUCCGACUCGCAGCUCUCCGGCUUGGAGAAGAGGUUUGAGAUCCAGCGGUACCUCUCCACGCCCGAGCGGGUGGAGCUGGCCACGGCGCUCAGCCUCUCCGAGACCCAGGUGAAAACGUGGUUCCAGAACCGGCGGAUGAAGCACAAAAAACAGCUGCGGAAAACCCAGGAGGAUCCCAAGCACCCCGGAAGCGAGGAGAACCGGGAGCAGAGCUCCCCCGAACCCGAGCUGCCAGAGGCGGCCGGCACCGAGCCUCGCAAGGGCCCUCCAGGCCCAUUCCUGCUCCAGGACCCCGAGGAUGAGGUGGACAUCCUGGAGGAGGGGGACCUCUGCGCCGGUCCCCAUCGCCUCUAGUUGCGCAGGGGCCCGGGGCGGCUUUGGCCCGGCCCGGCAAACUGCCCCUAUCUCCCAGCCCUGAGCAGUGCCAGAGGGGAGGGGAUCACGUUUUGGGGAGGAGGUGGUGAUGCGGGAGGAGGCAGUGAUGCUCCGCGGUACCGUCGGCUGCCCCUCGGUAUCAGCCCUAGAAGUCUAGUGAGGCAGAGCGGAAUAAGGCGAGUUCCCUUUUAAGUUUCCCCUUUUCCCUACGAAAUAUGGGACUUCUCUCCGUUCCCCCAACUUUCCUCGGUUUUGAAAUAAAUGUGCACCCGUGGCAGCGUGUUAUGGUUACUGGGAGCGGCGGGCAGGUCGCGUUUAUCCCGGAUUUAUCCCGGGCAGAGCUUCCAGGACACGCACAUCCUCCAAAAAAAAAAAAACAAAAAACCAAGGAAAACAAUUAUGGAAACGCCUUCCAAAGAAACAGGUAAGACAAAAACUACCGUUUGUUUAAUCCGAUACAGGGAGGGGAAAGGGGGAGCACCACGAAUAACUCGAUCAUUGCUCGGAGCAGACGCAAUCCCAGCGAGCAAAAGAGAACCGCUUGGAGAGCCACCUGCACCGGUGAUUUCAGCCUGAUUGCUUCCCGGCCUCCAGGUGCGAAUCACCAUUCGGAUACUCCUCUUUUCCUCCCAAAGAUGCCCCAGAGCAGCGUUUGGCUCCUGUUUUCUCCUUGCCUGCGUUUGCUCCAAAGCCUCCCUGAGCUCCGUCUUGCAGCCGCCGCUUUGCCUUUAUCUUCUUGCCAGGGAAAUGCUUUUAAUUUCCAGGUAAAUUAAGAUAUUUUAAAUGCUAUUUAUUCCCCCCCCCCCCGGCGAGCUGCUGGUUUGGGAGCGAGGUGGAGGCCCCUCGUUUCCAAUGGGAAAACUGGGGUUUUCCUCGGGAAAAUCCUGGAGGAGAGGCUGUGCUUGCUCAGACGUUAGCUGCGCAGCCCCUGCUGCACCAGCAACCGGAUGCCGUGUCGGUGUCUCCUUCGGUUAUUUAAUCCUGUUUUCCUAGCUUUGUUUUUAAUUUGGUGUCAUGGGCACUUUUGGUGGUUUUU